AUGUCUGAUACCGAAGAUGACCCCGUCGUGGCCUCCUACGACGUCUUUCUCACGGACUCGGAUGUCUCGCGCUAUGUCUUCCAAUACCUCGAUCGACAUGUCGACCUCCCCUACAAUGACCGCAAUAACCAGUGUCCGAUUUCACUUAAGAUGAAACAAAAUACAGGACUUGUCGAGGUAGAGGUUCCCAUCAGCACGCGCUCAAACUACGACGUGAACAAAGGCAUGCGCUACGGCGAAGCAGUAAAGAAGAGCCGCUCUGCGCGGGACGGCGGUUCCUAUGGAAUGUCAGGUGGUUUCACCGCUGGCAGUGGAGCAGUGGGCACAGGAGGAAGAAUGAAGACCGAAACCAACGGCGACGUGGAAGUUCUGGACAAUAAGAGGGUGGUGGAUUCGAAUGCCCUGAUGCGCACACAGGCACUUGCCGGUCGAGUAAAGCCUGCUGAAGAAGGAGACCCAAUUUACAUGCUGGGUACAUUCAAAGAUAAAAACUUGCACCUCUCCCCCAUUUCCUCGGUCAUCCAAUUCCACCCCCAGCUUCACCAUUUGGAUGCGCUAGACGAGAUGCCCAAGGCGAAGGGUACCCGCGGCAAAAAGGACGACGACGAGCGCCCUGCCCCAGAAACCGAGGCACGCGCCAUCGAUAUGAAAGUCAAAGCUGCGGAGGAUGGCGAAACUCAACACAAUGCGGGUAAUUUGGAGAUUCUGAAGCAGAUGCAAGAAGAAAAAUGGAGAACAUAUGGCUGGAUUGAUGCCGAGACGGAGGACGCAUGGUACACAUACGAGAGCUUUAUGCUGCACCCAGAAGAUGGGGAGCCCCAGGCCUUGGAAUCUAAUCUGGAUUCGGAAGAGUAUCUGGAUAAGAUGAGUGCUCCCAGGAUUGAUCCUGCGCGCCCUGAUCUGACUGGCUGGGCUAUGAAAGAGAAUCGACGGAGGCAAAGAGAAGCUCAAGCAGGAAGUGGAAACCAAUGA
Penicillium salamii is the source of this 972-nucleotide messenger RNA. NCBI's taxonomy places the organism in Eukaryota, Fungi, Ascomycota, Eurotiomycetes, Eurotiales, Aspergillaceae. The record is from the annotation of a GenBank genome assembly.